AUGCGUGCGGUCCCGCUGCAUCUUCUCUGGCUUGCUGCGACUGCCCUUGUCUCGCCGCUCGUAAGCGCCAGCUCCAGCGUCCGGGAACCCCUGGGCGCCCUCUCGACCGUGCAGAAUGCGACAAUUCACACGUACAACCACCGCGUGACGGCUUUGUCAGAGUUUGACCUCACAUUUAAUCUUCGCAACGAUUUGCAAGUCAAGUUGCGCUUGGAGCCCAACCAUGACAUUCUGGGCGCGGAUUCGACCGURACAUUUUUGGCUGAGGAUGGAAGCGUGGCGCGGACGGAAAGCGUGGAUAGACUGCAGCAUAAAGUGUACAGAGGAACGGCAUAUGUGCAGCGAUCGAAGAGAGGGAACGAUGACUGGAGGGAAGUGGGAUGGGCUCGGGUGACGGUCACGCGAGAUGGAAAGAGUCCUGUCUUUGCAGGCGCAUUUGUGGUGAACAGAGACCACCAUCAUAUACAAACGGCGACGAACUACAGACGAACGAAACAUCGACAGGAUCCGGAGAUUGAGGAGAGCUAUGGUGGCGAUGAGUACAUGGUUGUAUGGAGGGAUUCCGACGUGGCCAAGGAUGGAUAUGGUCAUCAAGAUCUGCGUCGAAAUGUUGACGGUGGCGCCGCUACCUGUCUCUCCGAUAGUCUGACCUUCAACUCGGACGCCGAUCAUCCUGUUUAUGCAGGCAUGAGGAAGCGCUCGGAGCAAUCCUAUGGCUUCAUGGACUUUAGCAACCUUUUCAAACGCCAGAUCGAUGGGACUACCACUGGCAACGGCGCAUCCGGAAACCUGCUGGCCAGCAUCGGACAGKUCCAAGGUUGUCCGACCACUCGCAAGGUAGCCCUGAUGGGUAUCGCCACUGACUGUACUUACUUGUCCUCUUUCCAAGGGAACGAGUCGGCUGUAAGGGAGAACAUUCUAGACGUGGUCAACUCAGCAUCGGCAGUCUACGAGCGUACCUUUCAGAUCUCGCUCGCCCUGCAGAAUCUCACCAUAUCGCCUGCGAAUUGCCCUGGUACGCCUGCCGCUGCGACGCAAUGGAAUCAGGCAUGUUCUGACUCGGUUGACAUCUCGGCCCGCCUGAACAUGUUUUCAUCUUGGCGGGGCGCCCAAUCUGAUACGAACGCAUACUGGACGCUCCUCAGCACGUGUACCACUUCUUCCGCGGUUGGUCUCGCAUGGCUUGGCCAAGUCUGUGUGGGUACCUCUUUMACCACUAAUGGAUCCGUCACUGGAGAUGGUGCCUCUUCCGGCACUGGCAGCGAGACAGUCUCGGGCGCGAACGUUGUCAUUAGGACGAAUGGCGCCAACGAGUGGCAAAUCCUGGCUCAUGAGACAGGCCAUACUUUUGGCGCUGUCCACGAUUGCACAACAACCUCAUGUCAAGACACUGCCUUUGUCCAAUCGCAACAGUGCUGUCAAUACAGCGCAACAUCUUGUGACGCCGGUGGUCGAUUUCUCAUGGACCCCACCUCAUCUGAAGGGGUAGAAGACUUCAGUCCAUGCUCCAUCGGAAACAUCUGCAGCGGACUAGCCCGCAAUUCUGUCAACGGUCAGUGUUUAGUAGAUAACCGCGGAGUCACUACCAUCAGCAGACAACAGUGCGGCAACGGUAUUGUAGAGCCCGGUGAGGAUUGCGACUGUGGUGGUGCGGAGGGCUGCUCAGACAACACGUGCUGCGAUGCCACGACAUGCAAGUUCACCCAGGGCUCCGUCUGCGAUGACGCGAACGAAGACUGCUGUAAGAGCUGUCAAUUCGCGUCCAGCGGCACUGUCUGCCGCAGCAGCACCGGUCAGUGCGAUCCUCAGGAGGUUUGCACGGGUACCACGUCCUCAUGCCCAGACGAUCAGACCGAAAAGGAUGGAACGAAAUGUGGAGAUGGUGAUUUGAAAUGUGCUUCAGGGCAAUGUACAAGCCGAGACAACGAGUGCAAGGUCCGCAUGGGAAGCUACACUCAAGGCAACGAUACGUAUGCUUGUGGAAACUCAGGCUGCACCGUUAGCUGUGCCAGUCCAGAGUUUGGUUUCAACACUUGUCUAGGGUUGCAACAGAACUUCCUAGAUGGUAUACCAUGCGGAGGCGGCGGAAGUUGUCAAAACGGUCUAUGUAAAGGCUCGACUUUUGGCGGCGAAGUCAAGUCCUGGAUCGACGAGCACAAAAACAUAGUCAUUGGUGUUGCCUCGGCAGUUGGCRGUCUCCUCCUCAUCGCUGUUUUCAGCUGCAUCGUCAGCUGUUGCAGACGUCGGAAGACGACCCGACGACGAGUCCCCAGUCCACCCAAUGUUCCUCCUCCUGGUGGGUGGCAAGGCUGGAACGAUGGCUCCCGAUCCAACCCACAGAUGUCGCAGCACGCUGCUGUACCACAACAUCCUAGUCAAGGAUGGUUUGAUCAGAACCAAGGGAAUCAGUGGGCGCCGCCACCCGCACCUCCGCCGGUGUAUAAUCAGAGGGGAGGCAGUACGAGAUAUGCUUAA
Ramularia collo-cygni is the source of this 2475-nucleotide messenger RNA. Its product is annotated as related to ADAM family of metalloprotease ADM-B. Lineage: Eukaryota; Fungi; Ascomycota; Dothideomycetes; Mycosphaerellales; Mycosphaerellaceae. Gene Ontology annotation, biological process: proteolysis. The record is from RefSeq and is a predicted model, not a curated record. Bases 1 to 2475 code for a protein of 824 amino acids. The transcript has 2 exons. Gene Ontology annotation, molecular function: metalloendopeptidase activity.